UGUGAGCGUGUCCCAAGCGGGCCACCGUACAGCCGUUACGUGGCACUAGCUGCUAGUUCCCCGGCUGCCUAGAGCGGUGACGCCUCUUCCAUAGUGAGGCCCAGACUCCUCAGCGAGGUUCCCGGCCUGUGCUCGCUAGUAUCUCAGCCCCCUCCGGUCACCAUGUUCACGAUAUCGGAGCUCGUAGCCCUGGUCGCCUUCUUCUCCGCAACGGCCUCAGGUUACUUCGUCAGCAUCGACGCCCACGCCGAGGAAUGCUACUACGAGCAUGUGACGUCCGGCACCAAGAUGGGCCUGAUCUUCGAGGUGGCGGAGGGGGGAUUCCUGGACAUUGAUGUGGAGAUUACUGGUCCUGACAAUAAAGGUAUUCAUAAAGGAGACAGAGAAUCCAGUGGAAAGUACACCUUCGCCGCACAUAUGGAUGGAACGUACAAGUUCUGUUUCAGUAACAGAAUGUCAACAAUGACUCCGAAGAUAGUGAUGUUUACCAUUGACAUCGGAGAGGCCCCGAAAGGCCAGGACAUGGAGACAGAGGCUCACCAGAACAAGCUGGAAGAAAUGAUCAAUGAACUCGCAGUGGCCAUGACAGCUGUAAAGCACGAGCAAGAAUACAUGGAAGUCCGGGAAAGAAUACACAGAGCAAUCAAUGACAACACGAACAGCAGGGUGGUGCUUUGGUCCUUUUUUGAAGCUCUUGUACUUGUUGCUAUGACACUGGGACAAAUCUACUAUCUGAAGAGAUUUUUUGAAGUACGACGAGUGGUUUAGAGUGCUGCGCCUGUGGGGAUUUUCUUUCUUUGCCCUAAAUAAUAAUCCCAUUUUUUCCCCCCAUACUUCUCCCCUUCUUGUUAACUUGGCCAGACCAAAUUUAAAAUGUUGCAACUUUUUAGUUGGGAAAUGCUCAUUGUAGCACAAAUAAACUUCAUGCUGCAUUUGUUACCUUCAGGAAAGUCCCCUUGAAAUCCAACUGAAGUGACCUAUUGGGAAGAUCUUGGCACACGGUCUGUGUUGUGAUACCCGUCCGGAUUGGAAGUGCAUCUAGUUACAAUUUUACCACUUUACUCUCACAAUCAUGUUUUAUUUUUUUUUGUCAAGACUAAGAGCCCAAAGAGGCUCAUAAAUAAGAUGGCUCAAAAUAAGCCACCGAAAUGUCACUUGCAAUAUCUGUUCUGAGCAAAUGUUUUUCUCCUGAAUUCCUAGAAUAAUUUUAUGUGCUUUUUCCCAUGUGUUGUCUGAUACUUCAUUCCCCAGCAAGUUCUUCUAGCAGGAAAGUCUCACAAUGGGAAGAGGCCCAGAUAUAAAAUGCUCUUAGUAACAACACAAUUCUGUUUCUUUAUGGGAAUCUUCACUAAAGAUACUGGUGUGGAUUUAGAAAAACUAGAGUUGUUUUGAAGCAACAGUUAAAAAAAAAAAAAAAAUA
Hyla sarda is the source of this 1420-nucleotide messenger RNA. RefSeq names its product transmembrane p24 trafficking protein 2 (gene TMED2). The transcript is spliced from 4 exons. Gene Ontology annotation, cellular component: COPII-coated ER to Golgi transport vesicle; Golgi apparatus; endoplasmic reticulum-Golgi intermediate compartment. NCBI's taxonomy places the organism in Eukaryota, Metazoa, Chordata, Amphibia, Anura, Hylidae. The record is from RefSeq and is a predicted model, not a curated record. The coding region runs from base 163 to 768 and encodes 201 amino acids. Gene Ontology annotation, biological process: intracellular protein transport; endoplasmic reticulum to Golgi vesicle-mediated transport; Golgi organization.